AUGUUGUCUUUGGUAUUCGCGGUAAUAUCGCUGUAUCGAAAUAUACCAUCAGAUAUAUUUGAAGCACUUGAUGUUUGGCAACGUUGUCCACCAACAUUGGUUCAGCUACUCGCUAAAUACAGAGCAAACGAUGUGAAUGAAAGUAAAUCAUGUACCAUUUAUAAUACGCCCCUUGUAUUUCAUGUAGAACAUGGUUAUGUAUCCAUUGAGCGAUUGUGUACAACGUCAUUAUUAAUAAUAGAAAAGCAUUCAGUAUUACGAGCAAAGUUAGCAUAUGAUAUAGAUAGUGAAUGUCUAAAACAAUCAAUAAAACCGAUGCUAAGAAAUGAACAGUAUUAUUCAUUUGAAUUAAGUCGAAUAUUUACUAGCGAGGAGCUUGAUAAAAUUUUAUAUAACGAAGACACAAGCAGUUUAUUUUUUAAUUUGGAACAAGGCAUUAUAUUUCGCUGCGAUGAAAAAAUUUUGGUGAGAAACGAUAUUAUCAUAUUUAACUUUCAUCAUAUUGCAUUUGAUGAAAGUUCCGUUAAUCCAUUUGUAAAUGAUUUUCGAUUAGACUAUAUGAAUAAUGCACUUUAUAUUAAAACACAAUCAUUUGAAUAUAUCGAUUAUUCAAUAUAUGAACGAGAUAUGAAUAUGAAUGAGGCUAGGCAAUAUUGA
Molecule: messenger RNA, 657 nt
Organism: Didymodactylos carnosus
Lineage: Eukaryota; Metazoa; Rotifera; Eurotatoria; Philodinida; Philodinidae
Source: the annotation of a GenBank genome assembly